Solanum dulcamara is the source of this 441-nucleotide messenger RNA. RefSeq lists its product as uncharacterized. The transcript is spliced from 3 exons. Lineage: Eukaryota; Viridiplantae; Streptophyta; Magnoliopsida; Solanales; Solanaceae. The record is from RefSeq and is a predicted model, not a curated record. Bases 1 to 441 code for a protein of 146 amino acids. Gene Ontology annotation, molecular function: nucleic acid binding.
AUGGAUUACUCACUUGAAUAUUUAGCAGAAUUGUAUGUUAAUGAGAUUGUGAGGCUACAUGGAGUUCCUGUUUCUAUUGUAUCUGACCGAGACCCAAGGUUUACAUCUAGAUUCUGGACUAGCUUGCAAGAUGCUUUGGGCACUAGGUUGAACUUUAUUGGUGAACGAAAACUUAUUGAUCCUGAUAUUGUGCAACAAACUGAAGAUAAGGUAAAAGUCAUCAAAGACCAUCUAAAAAUUGCUUUAGAUAGACAAAAAUCUUAUGCUGAUCUUAAGAGGCGUGAAAUUGAGUACCAAGUGGGAGAUAAGCUUUGUGACCCUGCACAAGUAAUCAACCAAGCAAGGAUCUCCAAUAAUGUUGUUACUAGUAGUGACUGCAGCCUGUUGCAUCUCAGCUAUGUAGCUGUUGGUGUUGUGACCAAGCAAGGAUCUCAGCCAUAG